Messenger RNA from Gastrolobium bilobum, 846 nucleotides. RefSeq lists its product as uncharacterized. NCBI's taxonomy places the organism in Eukaryota, Viridiplantae, Streptophyta, Magnoliopsida, Fabales, Fabaceae. The transcript has a single exon. The record is from RefSeq and is a predicted model, not a curated record. Bases 1 to 846 code for a protein of 281 amino acids.
AUGCUACUUCAUCCCAUCCCUGGUUGGAAAAUUUUGGAGAUACUCUUUCAUCAUCUUGGUUUCAUUUCUCGCAAAUGUGACCCCUCUCUCUUUAUUCUUCGCUCUAAUGGCAGCUGCACCUAUAUUCUAGUUUAUGUGGAUGAUAUUAUCAUCACAAGAAACAAUUCUGACUUAAUACAACUUCUAAUUGAUCAAUUGCAUUCUAAAUUUGCCUUAAAACAGCUUGGAAAUCUGGACUACUUUCUUAGGAUCGAAGUUAAACAUCUCUCCAAUGGAAGGAUACUGUUAUCUCAAUCAAAAUAUAUUAGAGAUCUUCUUUACAAAGCUGGAAUGGCAGAAGCUAAAGGAAUUUCCACUCCUAUGCCUAGUGGAUGCAAGCUAAGCAAAUUUGGCUCUAACUAUGUACCUGAUCCCUCGCUUUACAGGUCCAUUGUUGGAGCACUGCAAUAUGCUACAUUAACAAGACCUGAAAUUUCCUUUAGUGUGAAUAAAGUCUGUCAAUUUUUAUCCCAGCCACUUGAGGAACAUUGGAAAAUUGUUAAACGCAUUUUGAGGUAUCUCAAUGUCACUUUAUCCUAUGGUCUGGUAUUUCAUCCACCUUCAUCACAACACCCUCUCUCACUUGUGGCCUUUUGUGAUGCUGAUUGGGAUUCAGAUCCGGAUGAUAGAAGAUCAACCUCUGGAGCUUGUGUGUUCUUAGGCUCCAAUCUCAUCUCUUGGUGGGCUAAGAAGCAAUCCCUAGUGGCACAUUCAAGUGCUGAAACUGAGUAUCGAAGCUUAGCCCAUGUUGCAGCUGAAAUUUUGUGGUUGCAAUCUCUUUUGCAAGAGCUCCAAAUUCCAGUUUAA